Messenger RNA from Bacidia gigantensis, 3768 nucleotides. RefSeq lists its product as uncharacterized. The transcript is spliced from 2 exons. Bases 1 to 3768 code for a protein of 1255 amino acids. Gene Ontology annotation, cellular component: Cdc73/Paf1 complex. Lineage: Eukaryota; Fungi; Ascomycota; Lecanoromycetes; Lecanorales; Ramalinaceae. The record is from RefSeq and is a predicted model, not a curated record. Gene Ontology annotation, biological process: regulation of DNA-templated transcription. Gene Ontology annotation, molecular function: RNA polymerase II complex binding.
AUGGCUCCAUACGCCAACGGACUUGCAAAUGGCCAAGUGCGCCAGCUGCCUAGCGACCCUGCAUACAAGAAUGAUCGCUUCUCGGACAUCCCUUCUACCCUAGAAAUUCAAGUCUCCGGCGGCGAUGCAGACGAAGCUGUCGAGAUCAGCCUGGAGAAUCUCUUCGACGACCCCACAGAGCUUUGCACUUUACUCGAGAAUGAGAACGCCGAGAAAAGAGCAUGGAUGAUAGUCGCAUUAGCUUACGCUCGGCAACGAAAGAUAGACCUUGCAAUAGAUAUUUUGCAGAGAGGGUUGAACAACCUGAACACAAGUCAUGGGCACAGCUCGAAGGAGAAAUUGGGCCCGCUGAGCCUUCUUUGCUGGAUGUAUCUUUUGAAGAGCAGGGUUGCCCCCCGAAUAUCCGUCAAAGAAGGAGCAGAAGCAAGUUCCAAAGAACUCUGGCUGCAGGCUGCGACGGCGAUCAUCAAUGAGGCGGGUCGAAUAAAUCCGGCGUUUCCACCCUUGUAUCUGGCACGAGGCGUGCUCUAUCUCCUGCGCACAUCACUUCAGCCUCCCGCAAAAACUGGUGCUCCGGGAAACAUCGAGCAUGUGGAACGCGUGGAGUCACUACGACUGGCGCAAAAGUGCUUCGAAGAUGCUGCGAAGGUGUCAGGCGGCAAGAAUAUGCUGGCCGUGAUGGGGAUAGCAAGGAUACAGUUUUCGCUUGGUAAAUAUGCAGACGCGCUGUUAGGAUAUCAAGAGGUGUUACUCAAGAAGCCACAACUUCAGGAUCCGGAUCCUCGAAUCGGUAUAGGGUGCUGCCUCUGGCAACUUGGCUACAAAGAAGAAGCACGUGAAGCCUGGGAGCGAUCUUUAGAGCUGAAUCCUGAAUCGAAGAUUGCGACGGUCUUGAUUGGUCUCUACUAUCUCAACCAUAGCUCCAAUUUCUCGAGUAAAGACCCAGAAUUCGCCCCAAUCUACAAAAAAGCGAUGACAGACUACACACAGCGAGCCUUCAAGCUGGACAAGGAAAUGCCUCUCGCGUGCGCGACUUUUGGCGGCUAUUUCACCCUGCGAAGAGCGUGGCCUACUGUUGAGACGCUAGCUCGAAAAGCCAUUGAGCAAACAGAUGUCAAUGCAAUUGCCAGCGAUGGCUGGUAUUUGCUCGCUCGAAAGGAACAUCACCAGGACACUCCGGAUACCACGAAAAUCACGGAUUACUACGGGCGAGCUGACGCUGCAAGAGGUGGCGGCGAGAAAGGCUUCACACCAGCACGUUUUGGCAUAGCCCAAGCCUUGGUCAUGCAAGGUGACAUUGACGGCGCAAAGUUCAGGCUUGAUAAAAUCAUACAGUCAUCGAAGAGCACUGAAGCGAUGAUGCUUCUAGGUGCUUUGUAUGCUGAGGAAGUCUUUGCUAGCGCAGCACUUGGUAUGAGAGAUGAUAAAGCGACCGAGACGAAGAGGGCCAUCGCACUUCUCGAAGCUGUUCGUAUUGCUUGGAAGGAUCCUUCGAAGAAGCUCACACCAGAUCUGUCGGUGCUUGUGUACCUCUCCAAGCUAUAUGAGCUGGAUCAACCUGACAAAGCUUUCCAGUGCUUGCAACAAGUGGAGAAAAUGCAGGUCGAUGAUCUUCUGGAAAAGGAAGGGCAGUCUCGAGAAGAUGCAGACCAAGCGUACAUAUCGAGCCUACGCGAGGAACUUUCUCCACAAUUACUCAACAAUCUUGCUUGUUUCCAAUACCAAUCGGAGAGGUUUGACGGAGCGCGAGAGUUGUUUCAGUCGGCUCUCAAUGCUUGCAUCAAGUUUGGGGAAAAGGAUGAUGCCACCGAUACAGACGCUCUGGUUACAACCGUAAGCUACAAUUUAGCAAGGACUUAUGAAGCCUACAACCAGCUCGACGAAGCCCGUGCGGUCUACGAAGGCCUACUGGCCCGACAUGACGAUUAUACGGAUGCAAGGACGAGGCUAGCUUAUAUCGAGUUGCGGCAGAAUCCAACUGAAGACGGCCCCAAAGCCAUUGCGGCGCUCAACGAAACUGACGGUAGCAACCUGGAGGUACGAGCUAUGCUUGGAUGGUACUUGAGCAAAUCGAAGAAGCGCGCUACGAACGUGGCAGACGACCAAGAACAAAAGCAUUACAAAAAGACUCUAUUAGACUACGACAAGCACGACCGCUACUCAUUGACCGGCAUGGGAAACCUUCACAGCACCUAUGCCCGAGAGAUGCGAAGAUCAACAGACAAAGAGAGGGAGAAACGAAGUAAUGAGUAUAUGCGAGCAAUCGGCUACUUUGACAAAGUCCUGCAGCUCGAUCCAAGAAAUGCAUAUGCCGCACAAGGUGUUGGCAUUUCUUUGGUAGAAGACAAGCGAGAUCUUACGGGGGCAGUUCACAUCUUUUCAAAAGUCAAGGACACCAUCCGUGAUUCAAGCGUCCUCGUUAAUCUCGGGCACAUCUUUUGCGAUCUCAAGCAAUUCACGCGUUCGAUAGAGAAUUACGAAGCCGCCCUAAAUAAAGACCGUUCUCAGGAUCCUCAGGUACUUGCCUGCCUCGGUCGCGUCUACCUACUCAAAGGCAAAUCCGAGAAAUCUCCCCAGGCCAUUCGCACGUCUCUUGAAUACUCCCGCCGCGCCCUCACCAUCGCUCCAUCCCAAAUCCAUUUCAAGUUCAACAUUGCCUUUGUCCAAAUCCAACUCGCCCAACUCCUAUACUCCCUCCCAGAAACCCAACGGACGCUACAAGAAGUCGUCGACGCCGACAAAGGCCUUGACGAAGCCAUCGCAGCCUUUACAGAAAUCGCCCAAGCCAAGAACCCUCCUUUCCCCGCCCAUGACAUCGAACAGCGCGCCAAUAUGGGCCGCAAUACCAUGAAACGACAAUUAGAGCGGGCAAUAAACAGUCAAAAGCAAUACGAAGAGAAGAACGUAAAUCGUCUGACCGAAGCCAAGAAGACGCGCGACGCAGAGCUAAAGAAACGCGAAGAGGAGCGUAAGAAGGCUGAAGAAAUUGCCGCAGAGCAGCGGCGCAAGAUCCAGGAGGAACGCCACAAGCUGCUCGAAAUCAGCCGCACCCUAGCUGAACAGCGCGCCGAAGAAGAACGACGGAAAGAAGAAGCAGAAAUGACUACGGACAGCGAAACGGGCGAUAAGAUCAAGAGAAAGAAACGCCCGCGCGCACCUGGUGGUGGCAAGCGCAAGAAGAAAGGCGACGGCAGUGGGUCAGAGAGCGAGAUCUCUGCCGCCGAGAAACCACGGCGAAGGAGACGGGGGAAGAAGAGCGCGGAUACUACGGCUGGAGAGACGGAGGAUGAUGAUCGUGCCGGUGGCAGUGCAGUGGCGAAGAGGGGAAAGAAGAGGAGGAAGUUGGCGAGGAAGGGAGGGGAAAAGAGUGGGAAAUUCAAGAGCAGUGAGUUUGUGGGUGAGAGCGACGAGGAUGGCGAUGGCGAUGCGGAGCCUGCUGUCGAUGGUGGGAAGAGGAAGAGUGCGACGGGGACUGAGGAGGAUCAGGAUAUGGACGAUGCGCCGUCGGCGGCUAGUCGCCCCGGGACGGAAGAUGAAGAUGACGAGGAUGAUGUGGGGACCAGAAGAAGGGGCGGUGCGAGGAGGAGGAUCGCGGAGUCGGAGGAUGAGGAUGAUGGGGAGGUGGAAGGGGGUAAUGUGUUUGCGGAUAAGGAUAUCAGUAUGGUGGAUGAGUCUGUCGCUGCGACUGGAAGUGCGGUGGCAGGUGGGGAUGAAGCAGGCGCAAUGGGGAGGGCUGCUGGAGAGGGAUUCGGGGCUGAUGAUGGAUGA